Molecule: messenger RNA, 1005 nt
Organism: Galendromus occidentalis (western predatory mite)
Lineage: Eukaryota; Metazoa; Arthropoda; Arachnida; Mesostigmata; Phytoseiidae
Product: box C/D snoRNA protein 1
Exons: 5
Coding region: 108-992 (294 amino acids)
Biological process (GO): maturation of LSU-rRNA from tricistronic rRNA transcript (SSU-rRNA, 5.8S rRNA, LSU-rRNA); box C/D snoRNP assembly; snoRNA localization
Cellular component (GO): pre-snoRNP complex; nucleus
Source: RefSeq, a predicted model, not a curated record
UUCUCCGCUCGCGAGGAUCGCACUCCUGAGGCAGUAAUCGAGGUAGAACUUCCCCUGACAUUGUUCCUUCAGGGCCAGGGUCUAGGCCGUUGCCCUGAGCUAUUGCAAUGCAGCUCCCAGAGCUACCAACAAGUGCCCAGAUGAAGUCGAUUGACUCAACUCUCGAAAUCGAAUCUACAAAGAGCGCGGCGACGAUGGUGGCUCCCCAGUGUUCGAUAUGUCAGAAAAGCGCGAAAUAUCGAUGCCCCCGCUGUGCCUUGCGUACCUGCUCUGUGGAUUGUGUCAGAUCCCACAAGGAAGCGUCUGGUUGCUCAGGACUCCGCGACCGCACCGCCUACGUUCCACUCAGCAAGUUCACUGAGAUGGAUCUCCAAUCCGAUUACAGACUUCUGGAGGAAACAGCAAAUGUGAUAGACGGCAGUAUCAGAGACAAGAUCGUCAAACCCCAUCGAGGACCGGUUCUUCCCCAGAACUUAAUCAACUUGCAAAAACUCGCUUGGAAGAGCAGUCGCAUUGGACUCCAGUUUCUACCGGAGAUGUUCUCCAAACGGAAAAUGAAUCGAACCUCGAUCAAGAGAGGAAUCCUCCACUGGACGGUUGCGGUGGAGAUCCCUCAGAGCGAUGUCUCACUACUCAAACAUAACGUUGCAUCGACGGCUUUGCUGAAAGACUUCCUCCACGACGUGAUACGGGGCCUGACAGAUUCCGAAAAACAGAGAGCGUGCGCCCUCGUAAACUGCUCCUUCAAUGAUCUCUCGGUUUUCCUCAAGGCCGAGAGGCGACCAGCAAACGACGAGCGAUAUCAUCAAUUGGACUCUGACCUGAGUCUAGAAGAAAAUUUCAAGGAGAAACACAUUACAGAGUUCCCGACACUGUGGUUGGCAACACAGGAUCAUCGUGGAAUCUUCAACCUACUCGAAUCCGUCAAAACGAAAUACACCGUGGAAGCGAAGCUCCCGUCGUUUUUCCAAGAAGUUGACGAUUCGGAUUGACUGUGAUCGGCGA